Gasterosteus aculeatus aculeatus (three-spined stickleback) is the source of this 3993-nucleotide messenger RNA. RefSeq names its product calcium/calmodulin-dependent protein kinase Ib (gene camk1b). Gene Ontology annotation, molecular function: protein kinase activity; ATP binding. The record is from RefSeq and is a predicted model, not a curated record. Lineage: Eukaryota; Metazoa; Chordata; Actinopteri; Perciformes; Gasterosteidae. Gene Ontology annotation, biological process: protein phosphorylation.
CAGUUCUGUCACGCGAUGACGUCAGGAUCAGCACUGCCGGGAAGGUUGCUAAGUACGGGUUCCGUCCGAGAACGCUGCCGAGUUGUAGAGACCGACGGACGGACGGACACUCGAUACGGACGGUGCACCCUUACCGACUGUUCAAUUUCAGGAAUGGGAAACCAUAUUGUUUGUGACCGUAACAACAAGAAUAUGCCACUGGAUGACGACUGCCAUGUCUGGAAAAAGAAGACCACAGAUGUGAAGGAUCAGUAUGACUUCAAAGAGGUCCUGGGAACGGGAGCGUUCUCUGAGGUGGUCCUGGCAGAGGAGAAGAGGACCCAGAGAUUGGUGGCUAUCAAGUGUAUCCCCAAGAAGGCUUUGGAGGGCAAGGAAAACAGCAUUGAGAAUGAGAUCGCAGUCCUGCACAAGAUUAAACAUGCCAACAUCGUAUCUCUGGAAGAGAUAUUUGAAAGUAAAUCACACCUCUACCUUAUCAUGCAACUGGUGUCUGGCGGGGAACUCUUUGAUCGUAUCAUAGAGAAGGGCUUCUACACGGAGAAAGAUGCCAGUAAGCUCAUUCAGCAGAUUCUAGAUGCUGUCAAAUACCUCCACGACAUGGGCAUUGUACACCGUGACCUCAAGCCGGAGAAUCUCCUUUACGACAGUAUGGAUGAAGACUCCAAGAUCAUGAUCAGUGACUUCGGUCUGUCUAAAAUUGAGUGCUCUGGCAGUGUGAUGUCAACAGCGUGCGGAACACCUGGAUACGUUGCCCCUGAAGUGUUGGCUCAGAAACCCUACAGCAAAGCAGUGGACUGCUGGUCUAUUGGUGUUAUAGCCUAUAUUCUGUUGUGCGGUUACCCUCCGUUCUACGAUGAGAAUGAUGCCAAACUGUUCGAACAGAUCCUGAAGGCAGAGUACGAGUUUGAUUCUCCUUACUGGGAUGACAUCUCGGAUUCAGCUAAAGACUUUAUAAUCCACCUGAUGCAGAAGGACCCCAACAUCCGAUACACCUGUGAUCAGGCUCUGCAACACCCCUGGAUCGCUGGCGAUACUGCUUUGGAAAAAAACAUCCACGAGUCCGUCAGUGCUCAGAUCAAGAAGAAUUUUGCUAAGAGCAAGUGGAAGCAAGCAUUCAACGCCACAGCUGUGGUCCGUCACAUGAGGCGUCUCCAGCUGGGCACCAGUAGCGAGGGACCCAACCCCAGUUUGCCGGAGGAAGAUGCAGAGGCCUGCGAGGGAGGGUGCUCCCAGAACGUCGAGGGUGGAGCUGACCCCAUCUCCAACUGCUCCUUUCGCUGCCACCCAACUAGCAGGGUGUGAUACCUGCACCUGUUCCACUUAGUUACCUGACCAAUCCCAGCAUUUUUCAAAAUUGAACCCUCUCGGUGGAAGCACCAUUUCCCCUCCCCCCACCCCCUUAUCUGGUUCGGAACACUGCAUAAUUCCAACCUCACGCCUGCAGGGGGGGCAAGCCUGUUCAGCCUUAGAAGGGGAUUAAAGGAGUGAAUAAGUAAUUUGAGGCUAAAGGAGUAGGGAGACUUGAGGUUAAUCAUGCACCGAAGGAUUACUUCAACAAACCAGGCUGGUAGUUUGAGAUAAAAUGAAAUGGGGAGGAGAUACAAAAGAAAGGGAGGAAGAUAACCUUCUCCACCAGAGAGUCAGGGGAUCGUUUUUGCAGAAACAGGACAGAGCUUCUUGGACAGUGUUUUUACCCAUGGUCAAUUUCUCCCUUUGUUUUAUUGUUUUAUAUAUUUCUCGGUUGUCUUUUUAACGUCCAGCAGUGCAAAUCCAGAGACGAUGUCUGCAUGAUCAAGAGAGUCUCCCCCGUUGCAUGUUUUGUCAUGUUAGAAAUAUAUCCUGUCGCAGUAAUGCAGUACAAUGCAAAUUAUGGGGUGUUGUGUGCAAAGUUGUUAAAGGAUGAACCACAUAGUGCAACAUAGCUAACUUCUCUAUGUUGACAUCCACUUGAGUCAAAUCUUCUACAUUCUAUGUCUUUAAGUCAAGCUUUUAGACAAUCGGUACGGAAUAGUUUAUGCAAUGAAAACUCCAUCUAUCUACUCUGUAGCCUUUUUUGAGGCAAUGUAUUGUUUCCAUGCAGCGGUUAGGUUUUUUGAGAGGCAACAUCUUCUCUUUUCUCGACCCAGAACCCCUUUAACCACUCAAGCACAGGGAUAUAUCUUUGUCUAAGGUGCCUUUACUAUGAGAAGUAUAUUUUCAGGUGGCGUCUGAAGUUUGUCGGUUUCUUAAAUGACAGACUUUUGUAUGUAUCACAUUUCAUGCUUUUUGUCUCAGAUUUGAGUACUGUAAUCUCCGAUGGCAGGGCUUGCAUACGUACUGUACAGUGCCAUUAUAGUUAAAGGGAUAUUAAGAUGAAUUUGAAACUGUCAGAUACAUUUCUGGCAAGCUUCAUUUUUUAAAUUAUUUUUUUUAUCCCUUAUGGAUUAUUUACAUUUAGCCUGCUCCCUCAAUGAUACAGAUUAAAGUACCGUGUUCAUGAAUUUAAAUACAAAUCCUUGUUCACUUUGCGCAAAAAAAUUGUACUUUCAAACCUUAAAAAUAUUAAUCAGUGUGCUUACUUAUGCUGGAGACUAGGCUGACUUUGACGGUUUAUUUUGGUUCUGUCAAUGCAAGACGUCUAAACAAAAACUGAAACUAAAAUUUGAUAUGCAUCUGUUACUCUGUACUGUAUUGUACCCUUUGUCUCUUCAUAAAUUAUUUUACAGGCGCAUUUCCUCCCAUCAGCAGCCUGUUUAGAAAGGAAACUCAAAUUAAAGGAUUUAAAUAUGCAUCAGAUUGACUCACUUCAUCUUUACUGUUCACCAUUGGGGGUUUUAUGUUUGUAUGUGCAUUAAGAGUAUAUAUUCAUAAAACUUGCAUGGAAAAACUAAUAGCACUAUUGGCUCUUUCACAAUGUAACGUGUCAAGAGCAGAAUAGUGUUGAGUAUCAGAUGUAGAGGAGCUUAAUGCACAUUUGUUAAAAGGUACUUCAGUCCUGAUACUGAUAAGGAAUUGAAGAACUAUACUCUUGGAGAUCUUGCACCAACAUGCAUCUUCUGCGUGCUUCAUCCUGUGCUUGACGAAUCGCAGUUUAAUUAUAAUAGUUUCAUUCUCUCACUAAUACUCUGGAUAUUUACUGAUAUGAGUUGCAUGAUGUGGUUUGAACUUGUCAAUUUAAUUGAUCAACAAGGAAUAGUGUGUACACUACUAGUACUGUUGUGACCGUCGCCAUGAGAUGAGUGCUGUGAAAAGGAUAUUUUGUCAGAAUUUGUAUACUUUUAAAAAGUUCUAAAUUCUCAUCAAAAGUUUCUCAUGCAGAUGAGAAUAGUAGAGCGACAAACGUAUUAACAUUUCAAAACAAGUUCAAAAUGCUGCUUUAAAAAGAAAUUAUCCUGUGUUCCUAUUGGAUAGACGUUGUCAUGUAUUUGGACGUAAAGUGUGGUUCAAAGAGUAUUCUAUUCCUCUGGGAUGUUCAGUGUGAAUUGUUUGUACUUUGAAUUACUGUGACAGAGGAAGACCAACACAAGCACAUGAAAGCUGAGGUAGGGAGGUGGUUGUCUGCAGCUUUAAUAAAGUUGGCAGACAAUAUCAAUUUAUCUCCCGAUAAUAAAAACAAAAAAAAACAAAAAAACUUAUUUUGACAUAUAGCCACAAACACUGUCCUUCAUUUCAAGCAGUGCAAUUACGCUCCUGUGAUUUGUCUACAGAUAAUUAUUCAUUUUGUCGAUAUUAAAAGGUUUACAAGCACAGUCAAUCCAAAAAGUACUCAAAACAAAUGUAUUUCAAAGAAUAGUAAAGUGAUUAGGUUUGAUGUUUCUCUUUUGAACACGUUAAUUGCUUGUAAAGAAUGACUAAUGUGUAAUUGGAGUAUAUGUACCAUAAAUAUUUUGCCUUUUGAGAAAUGCUCUUUCGGGCUGCGGUAUCUCCAGUAUACACAGAUGGAAUGUAUCGUGUGUUGUUGAAACUAAUUUGUAAGUGAAACAUGCAUUAAAAUAUCUGUCUAUGCAUUAUGAA